AGGUUGCGGGAGAGGACUCCUUGAACUUGAGCAGUUCCCUGUUGGACACUUCCAACGAGGCUCUGUAAGAAUCAGAAUGCAUGUGCCAACGCAUGUCACUCCGCCAUUAAUUAUGCUUCUUUCAAAGAUUAAGGAACAACUAAUACAAUUUAAUAAAGAGAUGAAUCCAAGGAACAUGCCUGAAGCGUGUUUGAAAUGAUUGACCGUCUUUUCUGUUGUAACAAGCUAUAAAUAUUGUAUUCAGGCUUUGCUUUUGCGCAGUUCAGCAGACAAUGAGUGACGGUGUGCGUGUGUAGAAUGCGGCACCGGGCUCCGGGCUGUUGCCAAAAUGUGCCUCGAACCCUACCAAAAAAAAAAAAAAAAAAGAAACACUUCAACCCACCCCCCCAUGUUCCUCGGUUCCCGACUUCAUUCACUAUGUUGAGCGUUUAGAUGAAGGAGGCUCUCUACACCUCAGCCUCAAACUUUCUAAUGAAACCCCGCAAAAACUUUUGACAAAAAGCUUUUUAUUUAUUUAUUUCCCCCCCGUUUGACACUUUUUGGGAACAAUUUUCUGCUGGAAAAACUUCAGGUCCUACCUGAGAAGAUGGAGCCCAGUUCCACAGAAGGAGGAGCUGAGGAGAUCCCGCUCCCAAAAAGUCCACCUGCCAAGGUGAUCCUCAAACACGGCCAGGAGCUGGAGGAGGAGCAGGAGGAGCUGGCCGAGCACCAGCCUCUGGAGCAGGAGGAUCUCAACUUCGAGCGGUGGAAGCGCCGACCCUUGCCCAGGAGGACGCUGCACCAGAAGAUCAGCGACUUGAAGACGUACCUGUGGAAUGCCGAGACCAAGGAGUUCAUGGGCCGCUCGGGAAAGAGUUGGAGCCUCAUCCUUCUCUUCUACGCUGCGCUUUACACUUUCCUGGCAGCCAUGUUUGGCGGCUGUAUAUUUUGCCUCAUGUGGUCUAUUAGUCCCUACCAUCCCACCUACAAUGACAGAGUGAUGCCACCAGGUAUGACCAUGGCGCCGCACCUGGAAGGCCACGACAUCUCCUUCAACACCUCCGACCGCAAAUCGUGGAAGCGCUACGCCCGCUCCAUGGACGAGCACCUCCGACCCUACAACGAUGGCGCGCAGGAGAGGAAGAACAUCCGCUGUACGCAAGACAGGUACUUCAUGCAGGAGGAUUUGGAGGAGGACGCCGAGAGGAAAGCGUGCCAGUUCAAGAGAUCCUGGCUUGGAGAGUGCUCGGGCCUGCAAGACCCCCACUACGGGUACUCGCAGGGGAGGCCGUGCAUCCUACUCCGAAUGAACAGGAUUCUAGGAUACCUCCCUGGCCAAGGGAAACCAGUAAAUGUGACUUGUGGAGUAAAGAAAGGACCACCAGAUGCCCUGGGAGAAAUACAAUUUUUCCCCAAGAGUAUUUUUGACUUGAAGUACUACCCUUACUAUGGGAAACUCCGACACGUGAACUACUCGUCUCCGGUGGUGGCCGUGCGCUUCUCGGGCGUGCAGUACGGCGCUCACAUCCAAGUGCAGUGCAAGCUGAACGGGAAGGGUAUCAUCAACGACUCGCCCACCGACCGCUACCUUGGAAGCGUCACCUUCUUCUUGGCCGUCGGCGCGUAGGACCUGCAGGAUUCUCCUUAUCCUAAAAACUCAUCAUUUUACAUGCCAUUUGUGUUCUCUAAGAUACCUGUACGCACACCACAGGCACGGUUACAUUCAUUUCCUCACAAAAUAAUUUGAUUAAUCCAACUAAACUUCUCUCAGUUGUGUUUUUCCUUGGCUAUGCAAAUCCAAUUAAGAAUUAAACCAGUAAUGCUCUUAAAAAAAACAAUUUAUUCAUUGCUAUGAGCAUGUAGAAUGUUGAUUCUUUAUAGAAUGUUUUUUUUCUUGAGAGACAGUACUAAUUACUUGUGCAUGUAUUUUUUUAAACAUAUAUUUGAAGGAAUAUUGUGCAAUGGAAACACGUCUUGCACUAUACUUACACAAUAAAAAAAAAGAAAAAAAUUGUCACACAUCACUUGUCUUGAUUCAAUUAUACCAGGGGUGCCCAGACUUUUUUACCCCAAGAUCUACUUUUCAAGCAGCCAGCCUCUUGCGAGCUACCGAUGAAGGGGGGGGAUGAUGAUGAUGAUGAUGAUGAUGCUGCUCCCAAACUGUUUUAAGUUUGUUAUGUUGCCUCCUAUGUUUACACUACAGAAUUAGCUUUUUGUGCACUGUAUUGUCUCUGCUUUCAUCCUGGAUCAGGCUGUGCCAAGGUGGAAUUUUAAAAUGACACACCAUCUCAUCCUGCACUUUCUACGUUGGCUUCAGACCGGACUUUUCUCACUUGGAAAAGAGAAAAUCUCAUCCAGUUUAACCACUUUUUCUUUGAUUAUUCACAUACUCCAAAUGUCAUUGCAUCUUAAAACAACAGCAUUUCUUUUUUAACUUUCGUCAUUAAUAUCGAACGUAAACAUGAGCAGCAUGUCUAGCUCGUCUUUGCUCUACGUUGCCCAGACUGUGUUGCAAACUAAAGCAGCAGUGGUGGACCCUGUUUUUAUAAAACACAUUGAUGAGCUGCGUAAGUACUGUAACAUUUGUAAUUAUGA
Messenger RNA from Syngnathoides biaculeatus (alligator pipefish), 2574 nucleotides. RefSeq names its product ATPase Na+/K+ transporting subunit beta 4 (gene atp1b4). The transcript is spliced from 9 exons. Gene Ontology annotation, biological process: regulation of DNA-templated transcription; sodium ion transport; potassium ion transport. NCBI's taxonomy places the organism in Eukaryota, Metazoa, Chordata, Actinopteri, Syngnathiformes, Syngnathidae. The record is from RefSeq and is a predicted model, not a curated record. The coding region runs from base 587 to 1606 and encodes 339 amino acids. Gene Ontology annotation, cellular component: nuclear inner membrane; sodium:potassium-exchanging ATPase complex.